Molecule: messenger RNA, 966 nt
Organism: Talaromyces rugulosus
Lineage: Eukaryota; Fungi; Ascomycota; Eurotiomycetes; Eurotiales; Trichocomaceae
Exons: 2
Coding region: 1-966 (321 amino acids)
Source: RefSeq, a predicted model, not a curated record
AUGUUUUCGGCUUUCAAACGCCCAAGAGAAGAGGACGAGGCCGGCUUUGGAGAGCAUGAAACCAAGAAAUUCCGGGGAAACCUGAACUUCUCCUCUCCACGUACAACCCUACCGUUCCUCAUCCCAACUCCACCGCCCGUGCCCCCGCCAUCAGUCGAUGAAGAGCAUCCCUGUUCGAACGCCGUGCCUGAAUCGUUUCGGGAGUGGCGCGAGGAGAAAAAGCCAGCCCUACAGAACCGCCGUCCACCGACUUUGACCGUGGACACUGCCAUGGAUAUCGACAUGGUGGAUUCCUAUCCGCUCCAGAACGGGGACAACUUGUCCCCGUGGCCUGUGAGCGCAAUAGCAGCAGCAACAAAAGGAAAUGGCAGUGGAGGAGGAGGAGUUCGCUCUCAGCCCUCGCCUAUCCCUCAGCAUCUUGUCAGCCAGUCUCUUAAUAUCAGUGGGGGACGUGCUGCCACUCCGAUCCACGGCCACUUUACACUGAACAUGCGUCCGGAGCGAAUGACAGAAUCCAACAGCAUCAACAGUCCGGUCUGUCUCCCGUCGAAAACCGCUGAAGAGGCAGACUGGUGGCGUCGACGACGGCUUCCGAGUCCCAUUAGUGAAUCGGGAGACACUGCCGAAGAGCAGCAGUUGAACGAGCCGCUAACUUCUCCUCCUAUCGACGAAGAAGACACUCUAGACAUGUCCAACUGGCCGGACUCUCCAUCGUCGAUGGCUGUUGAUAGCGACAUCACAUCACCACCACCACAAACGUUUUUGCAGGUGCCAGAGCAGAGCCUCGACAUCCCAGCUCGUCUAUAUAGCGACGACCAUCAUCACAUGGCCGCAAUAUCAGAACCAGUAACGACAGCAACGACAAGAAGAAAAGGAAAAAUCAGUUUUGCAAUGGGCUACCGCGCCGACUGCGAAAAGUGCCAAAUGAAAGUCCCCGGGCAUUACAGUCAUAUUGUCCGUUCAUAA